CGCGGAGUCAGGGCGGAAGCGGCUUCGCGAGCCGGGCAAGGGCCGCUUCCGGCGGGGGCCAGCCGGCUGCCGGAAGCGGCCGUGUGUGCGGGGCGCAAGAUGGCGGCGGGGAUGUACCUGGAGCACUACCUGGACAGUAUUGAGAACCUGCCUUUUGAAUUGCAGAGAAACUUCCAGCUCAUGCGAGAUUUGGAUCAGAGAACAGAAGACCUCAAGUCGGAGAUCGAUAAGUUGGCCACGGAGUAUAUCAGCAAUGCGCGGACUUUGUCGUCAGAGGAAAAACUGGGGCUCCUCAAGCAAAUCCAGGAGGCCUAUGGGAAGUGCAAGGAGUUUGGGGAUGACAAGGUUCAGCUGGCAAUGCAGACCUACGAGAUGGUUGAUAAGCACAUCCGGCGGCUGGACACAGACCUUGCUCGCUUUGAAGCAGACCUGAAGGAGAAGCAGAUAGAAUCGAGUGACUAUGACAGCUCUUCCAGCAAGGGCAAGAAGAAGGGCCGAGCCCAAAAAGAGAAGAAAGCUGCCCGUGCUCGCUCUAAAGGGAAGAAUUCUGAUGAGGAGGCACCAAAGACUGCCCAAAAGAAACUGAAGCUUGUCCGCACUAGCACAGAAUACGGGAUGCCUUCAGUCACUUUUGGGAAUGUGCACCCUUCGGAUGUAUUGGAUAUGCCUGUGGACCCCAAUGAGCCUACUUACUGCCUCUGCCACCAGGUCUCCUAUGGGGAGAUGAUUGGCUGCGACAACCCAGAUUGUUCCAUUGAAUGGUUUCAUUUUGCCUGUGUGGGUCUGACGACAAAACCAAGAGGAAAAUGGUUCUGCCCUCGCUGUUCCCAGGAGAGGAAGAAGAAAUAAAGUCCCAUGAGCCCUUAGCACUGCUGCAGGAGCUCUCUUACCCCUGCCAGGGCCUCGUCCCAACUCCCCCAGCCCCUGGGGCCUUGGCUGGGGGAAGUCUUGCCCUGUUUGUGGUUUCGGCUAUCCCUGGAAUGGUGUGUACCCUCACGGCAGUUCCUCUGUGUUCUGUACCCCUGGUUGCUCCCAAAUCCUUAAGGGAGGCCCUCUCUGUGUACUAUUCCAAACAGGUGUCUGAACCUCAAAGGGAAUGAAUGAGGGCACCAGGGUAGCCACCAGAUUCCCAGGGAUUCAGGUAGCCCCUGAUUUUCCUUGGCUUUCCUUCAGCCUCCUCAGAGCUCAUUGCCUACUCUCUGCUUAGAGAACAAGGCUAUGGGAUGGGGGAAGGAAAGGAGGUAAGUCUUCAGUAUUUUAGGUCUUUGAUUUUCCUGGAUCUUUUUCAGGAGAGAGGGAGUAACCAGACCACUGCUUAAUCUAGUGGGUUGGUUGAGAGACUGAAAACCUAAUGUACUCCUUAUCUUUAAUCAUUCCACUACUCAGUCUGGCAUUGAGCUGCCUCUUUUGUUGGGUUGAGGAGGAAGGAGGGGUGUUUAGAGCUUUGUCUCCUUUACUCCUGGGGUAAACCUGCUGGCCUUUGAAGCACGCUGUAUGAAGGAGGAAGAAUUUCUGGCUGCAUGGCAAGAAACAAUUUGAUCUAGCUUGUCCUCUGGCUGCAAAAUUCUCCCUCCGUUUUGUGCAGUGGAGCUUCUCCAUUAUGUUCAUGAUGAGAAGAUUUGGGAUCCAAAUCCCACUUGUAUAAUACGGAAUUAAAUAAAGUUCAUUGGAACAAAU
Molecule: messenger RNA, 1677 nt
Organism: Oxyura jamaicensis (ruddy duck)
Lineage: Eukaryota; Metazoa; Chordata; Aves; Anseriformes; Anatidae
Gene: ING4
Product: inhibitor of growth family member 4
Exons: 8
Coding region: 100-849 (249 amino acids)
Biological process (GO): positive regulation of apoptotic process; regulation of DNA-templated transcription
Cellular component (GO): nucleus
Source: RefSeq, a predicted model, not a curated record